GCUGAGAGAGGCGGGGAUUGGAAUCGGCUCUUCCCUCUGCACGUUGCCUUGGAUCGAGAGAGGAAGUGCAGCUCCCAACCUCGGUUUACUAUUAUACCAGUUUAAACAAAACCAGGGAGGAGAAAUAGGCAGAGAGUGAAAUUGACAGGGAGAGUGGAACUGACAGUGCAUUAACCCGGGGAUUUACAGCGGAAACAAGCCUAUUGAUUCACUCCUUUUUAAGUACAAGAGAUCAUUUGUUUGAAGCUUGCAACAAGAACAGUUUCAUUCGCUCUGGGAAGCUCCAAUACUCUCUCUCACACACACAGACAUAUCGUAGCCCAGGAGUUACUCUGUAACCUUGCGGAACUCCCGCUGGAAAGGACAUUUGGAUCCGAUCAACCAGGUCUUUUUGCAGGGAUUUGUAAGCGUGUGUAUUAAAUGUGAGACAAAGACUCGCCUCAAGAGCCACUCUGGUAUACAACCCGUUUGUUAAAUUACUCACAAGGGGUCUGUGUACACCUCCCCACCGAAAUUCGUAAAAGGGAUUUGGAUUUGUGGCUGUCAGAGAAACGCAGUCUGUGAAUCAAUCCGAGGAGCCCUGUGACCUGAUGGGUUGCUGAGGUCCCCUCCAGCAACAUUUGAAAGAGCAUGGUCAAACAUCAACCACUUCAGUACUAUGAACCGCAGCUGUGCUUGUCUUGUCUGACCGGAAUCUAUGGGUGCAGAUGGAAGAGGUACCAGAGGUCUCACGAUAGUACGACAAAGUGGGAGCGGUUAUGGUUCCUUAUCCUCUGCACUGGCUUCUUUAUGACUCUGGUUUGGUUCUACUUCUGGUGGGAAGUACACAAUGACUACAAUGAGUUCAACUGGUACAUGUACAAUAAGAAGGGUUACUGGAAUGACUGGUCAGUCCCAGUACUAGUCCUAGCAUCGACCGGAUUCAUAUAUGUCACGUUUUUAUUGAUUUUAGCGUUAUGCCACAUUGCGGUGGGGCAACAGAUGAACUUGCACUGGCUGCACAAGGUUGGGCUAACAGUGGUACUGGUGGCUAUUCUCGUCGCCGUAAUCUCCGUUAAUCAGUUGUGGAAUGAAGAAUGGGAUAUUAUUCUCAUAUCGUUCCAAGCUACGGCACCUUUCCUGCACAUCGGUGCAGUUGCUGCUGCUACGAUAUUGGCCUGGCUCAUUGCUGGGCAGUUUGCUCGAUCAGACAGAGUUGUUUUUCAGACUUUUCUACUCCUCGUAUAUCUUGGAUUGUUAAUAGCACUUUACCUGGUUCCUCUGAUCAUCUACUCUCCCUGUAUCAUGAAGAGGGAGGAUUUGAGCCGGAGGCCAGCCGUCAUUGGAAACCGGGGUGUGCCGAUGCUGGCCCCGGAGAACACCUUGAUGUCGUUCCAGAAAGCUGCGGAGUGGCGCGCUGACGGUUUCAACAUCAAUGUCACCAUCAGCUACGACGGUGUUCCCUUCCUGAUGCACGACACAACGCUGAGGCGGACAACCAAUGUGGAGGAGCUCUACCCCAACAGGGUCUUUGAGAAUGCCGCCAUGUUCAACUGGACCAACCUGCAGAUGCUCAACGCUGGCCUCUGGUUCUUUCAGGAGGAUCCAUUUUGGACAGCACAGGAUCUCUCGCAGAAAGACAACAUGGAGGCUUCGAAUCAGUCGCUGUGUAAACUGGCGGAUGUGCUCACCCUGGCGGUGCACUGGAACAAGAGCGUGAUGGUGAACCUCUGGAGACCACCCCGUGAACAUCCCUUCUACGCUUCCUGGAUCAACAUCACCUUGGAAACCAUCCUGGAGUCUGGAAUUGCCCAGGAGCUGGUGAUCUGGCUACCGGAGGAGGACAGGCAGAUAGUUCGCCAAGUGGCACCAGGCUUCCAGCAGAUGUCCUCCGUGAAAGAAAACGUGACAGUGCUACGCUCGCAAGGCAUCACCGGAUUAAACCUGCGUUACAACAAGAUCGAUGCCAAGGAGCUGCGAUGGCGGCUGGGUAGUAUGAGGACCUAUAACCCGGAACAGAUUAUGCUGAGUGCGGCAGUCCGCAGAUCAAGCAAGGAUGUCAACAUAAUGAAAGAGAAACUCAUCUUUGCAGAGAUCAACAACGGUGUGUCCAACUCCGACAACGACUCGCUGUGCUUCGAAAGCGGGUUUGAGGGCUUUGCAGAUGAUGUCAGCUCCCUGGGCCGGGGCAGGGCCAAGAUGCGGAUCAACUGAGAGGCGUUGUUGGGCCCUGACUCUCACCACCACCCUCCCCUAACUUCCUCACCCCCCAUGACUUUGAGACGUCUGGUUUCGGGAACAGUCCCACUGCUCACCACCACCCCUUCCCCCUGCAUCGCCCCUCCCUACCCGCCACCCAGCGUCCUGUCCCACCCGCCCAACUCUGCCUCCCUCCACUCCCACCUCCCAAUUUCCUCCUUUUGAGACGUGGAAAAUGUGGACUGGGGUUCCACUCUGAACUGAGCCAUCUCUGUGGCAAUACUGAACCAUGUUUGGAGGGUGGGGGAGGGUGGACGCAUGGAAGAGGGGCUGCUUGAGGGGUAAUUGGGAGGGUCCUCAGAUUAGUGCUGUGCAUGUGAAGGAUGAGGGUAAGAAAAUCCCCCCCCUCCCCUCCCUGCCCCUCAAGUAUAUUCUCUGGCAGCUGGCCCCUCUUUGCAACUGUUCUGGAUUGAGUCAAGCACAAAGUAGGGCAGGUCCUUGGAAUGAGGAAUGGA
Chiloscyllium plagiosum (whitespotted bambooshark) is the source of this 2693-nucleotide messenger RNA. It is a transcript of the gene gdpd5b, whose product is annotated as glycerophosphodiester phosphodiesterase domain containing 5b. Gene Ontology annotation, biological process: lipid metabolic process; positive regulation of neuron differentiation. The record is from RefSeq and is a predicted model, not a curated record. Gene Ontology annotation, cellular component: plasma membrane. NCBI's taxonomy places the organism in Eukaryota, Metazoa, Chordata, Chondrichthyes, Orectolobiformes, Hemiscylliidae. Gene Ontology annotation, molecular function: glycerophosphodiester phosphodiesterase activity.